Molecule: messenger RNA, 475 nt
Organism: Staurois parvus
Lineage: Eukaryota; Metazoa; Chordata; Amphibia; Anura; Ranidae
Source: the annotation of a GenBank genome assembly
AUGGGCCCCUGUACCGCCUCCUCAUGCUGCUGCCAGGCCUGUAAUCUGCCAUGGGCCCCCGUACCGACUCCUCAUGCUGCUGCCAGGCCCGUAAUCUGUCAUGGGCCCCUGUACCGCCUCCUCAUGCUGCUGCCAGGUCCAGAGUGUGUCAUGGGUCCCUGUACGGCCUCCCAUUGCUGCUUUCUCCAUCGCCACACUCUGCCAUGUGCCACUUUCAGGUCUCCUCACACUGCUGGUGGGUUCCAUUUUGUCAUAGGGUGCUGUAUGGCCUCCCAUUGCUGCUGCCUCCACCGCCACACUGUGGCUCCACACUCUGGUUUUUGGCCCCGUGACUGCCCAAAUGAGUGAAGUGUGCGGUGAUUCUAAGAUCGACGGCACUCAUCUGCAUGUCAUACUGACUGACAGUAUUAUUUCUCUUCCCCAGCAGACUCCAAGGGCAUUUAAAUUAAAGGUACAGUGUUCUGCACUAAUAUAA